Messenger RNA from Asterias rubens (European starfish), 1609 nucleotides. RefSeq names its product PIN2/TERF1-interacting telomerase inhibitor 1-like. Gene Ontology annotation, biological process: regulation of ribosome biogenesis. The record is from RefSeq and is a predicted model, not a curated record. The transcript is spliced from 6 exons. NCBI's taxonomy places the organism in Eukaryota, Metazoa, Echinodermata, Asteroidea, Forcipulatida, Asteriidae. Gene Ontology annotation, cellular component: nucleolus. Gene Ontology annotation, molecular function: telomerase inhibitor activity; nucleic acid binding. Bases 85 to 1152 code for a protein of 355 amino acids.
ACCGACCGUGUGUUACGUGUGUGUGUUUUCCACGUGUUUUCCUGAUGACUCCUCUCCUCCACGGUAGGCCUGCAGUUGUACAAAAUGGCAAUGUUAGCUGAGCCAAAACGCCGACAGAAGUUGUCAUCUGACCCAAGAAAUAGCGCUUGGAGUAAUGAUACAAACAAGUUUGGUCAUCAGUUGAUGGAGAAGAUGGGUUGGAAGCAAGGAAAAGGACUUGGAAUAAAUGAAGAUGGCAAGACAAGCCAUAUUUCUGUGUCUCUUAAAAACAAUACUUUAGGUUUGGGCUGUAGUCAAGAGCGAGGUGAUAACUGGAUCAGUCAUCAGGAUGACUUUAAUGAUUUAUUGAACUCACUUAAUCAAAACCAACAAGACGCUAAGAAGAAGAGUAAACCACAGAGUCUUCAAGAGAAAUCUAAGAAAGCCAAGAACAGAGUCCACUACAAGAAAUUCACAGCAGGGAAAGAUCUCUCUACGUAUGAUGAUCAUGCAAUGAAUUGCAUUAUGGGAGUUAGACAGAGCAGCAAUACACCACAAAACCAAUCGGAGAAUGCUUCAGAUGAUGAAGCAUGUAGUGAAGAUGGUUCUAGUCGAGUUGGUUUUGGGUUUAGCUCCAGCAUCAAACCUGUUGUAAAUGUAUCUCAUCAAGACAAUGAUUUCGGUGUUGUGACUACUACUAGCACAAAUAGCAUGCAGGAAUACUUUGCUAAGAAGAUGAAAGCACUUCAUGAAAAAAGGAACAUCUCUUCAACAUCUGAGAUGGGAGUGUAUUUAGAAUGUACUGGUGAGGCAGAUUGUGAACCCACAACACAAAACAACAACACAGAGGAGAGUACAUACCAGAGAAAGAAGAAGAAAUCAAAAAGAAAACGCAAGAACAAAGAGAUACAGCAGUGUACAGAAGAAGAAUCUGAUAGUCCAGAUAAAGCAAUGGACCAAGAUGAUUGUAAAGAAGUUCAUUUAAACAAUGGCAUCAAAACAGAGAAAAAGAAAAAGAAAAAAAGGAAGAAAGUUGAGGAUGCAGCAGCAGUGGUUUGUAAUGAAGAUCUACAGAACGAUGAAUCAAAUAAUGACAAAAUUGGGCAAGAAGGACCGAGGAAGAAAAAGGAAACUACAAAGAAAGUUAAAAAAAGAAAAAAUCAACAAAGCUAAAUCAUGGGGUCUCAUGAUGCUCAAUAUGUAAUUCAAAUUAUAACUUGUACUCUAUUUGAGGUAAGUGGACUGUGUAUUAUCUGCAACCAAUUCCUGACUGUUGACUUAUCCAUAUUAAAGCUUUGUUCUCUCCCCUAAGUAACUACAAUAAUCAUCCAUACAUGGGGGAACGAUGUGAAUACUACUUGAAUGUGUAUCAGAGCUGCAAACUCUCCCUGAUUCUGCAAAAGGUCUCUGAAUAUUAAAGAAUCUCUCUAUAAUCUUAAGAAAUAAAUUUGAAAGUUUCAAUGAAUUUUUUAGCCCUAUUAUGUUGUAUGGACUUGUAAACACGUCCCUGAUUAUUGUACACAAUUGCCCUGAUUGCAAAAUGCAAAUGUUUGUAGCUCAGCAUGUAGAAAUAUAGUCUUGGUUCCAAGACCAUUGGUGUUGCGCGGUCACACGCAACCAACGUUCCGAU